Messenger RNA from Glossina fuscipes, 3000 nucleotides. RefSeq names its product WD repeat-containing protein 6. Gene Ontology annotation, cellular component: cytoplasm. Lineage: Eukaryota; Metazoa; Arthropoda; Insecta; Diptera; Glossinidae. The record is from RefSeq and is a predicted model, not a curated record. The transcript is spliced from 3 exons. Gene Ontology annotation, biological process: tRNA methylation. Bases 1 to 3000 code for a protein of 999 amino acids. Gene Ontology annotation, molecular function: protein binding.
AUGGUUAAAAUAAUAGAAACGGUCGCUGACGCAAUAGCGAUAAAGUUAUUAAAUAAAAAUACAAUAGUAACUGGGAAAGGCAAUGAAUUACAUUUGUAUAAACGUGUUGAUGAGUCAAUUGUUGAGGAUGUCUUGAAUGUCAAAUUAAGGAACAAAAUUCACGGGAUAGAAUAUUAUAAUACCAAUAUUUUAUUAAUUUACGGGGAAAUGGAAUUUAUUUUAGUCCAAUGGAAAACCGAUUGCGACGAAUUUGAAGAAUUCUAUCGAGCUCAAUUAACCGAUUGGAUUAGUGGUGCCAUUCUCCUAGAUAAUGCUCAAAUAGCUUUGCUAACAGCACACAGUGUUAUCUUACGAUUUCAAUAUGAUUGGAAACAAAAAACUUGUGAUUUGUUGGAAAGGGUAACGUGUGCUGAUGACAAAUCUACGCUUUACUGCACCCAUUUAUACGGUUCUUUAUGGGACGACUUAAUAAUAUUUUCUGGUAAUGCGUUCGGCGAAUUAUUAAUUUGGCAACCAAGUUUAAUUCAUAUCAACGAAAACAAAGAAAAUUUAAGAAAUUCAUUUUUACUGCACCGUAUUAACGCACAUAACGGUGUUAUAUUCUCUAUCGAUUAUAAUGCACAAAGUGAAAUUUUAAUUACGACCAGCGAUGAUCGAGCAUUGAAAUGGUGGAAAGUAAAGAAGGACAAACAUAAUUGGUCGACAAGUCAUUUGCAGUCAUUGGCUAGUAGCUAUGGUCACGUUGCCAGAGUAUUUCGUGGGCUCAUUUUUAUGGAAGGUACAGAAAUUUAUGCUGUAAGUGUGGGUGAAGAUUCCUACUUGUGUUUAUGGCUUAGUAGUGGAGAAUUACUAUUUAAGAGACAUCAGCAAUAUGGGGCUGUUAUAUGGAAUAUAGCUUACGAUUCUGACACGAGAACCGUUUAUACGGUCGGCGCUUGUGGAAAUCUAUUAGCGUAUGAUUUGAAGGAUCUAUUUAAACAACAUAUGAAAUUAUUACUGAAACCAAAAAUCUUAUCAAAAAACACUACAGAAUACAUUGCAAAAAUUAAAUUUCUCAAUGAACAUGAACUGCUAGGUAUAACUAGUAAUAAUCGUUUGAUCAAAAUGCAAUCCGAUCGGAGGGAUUUUGCUGACGAUCAAAAAUGUCACGUAAUCGAGGAGACAAUAAAUUUUAAAUGCACUGUAAUGGAAAUCUACAAAGAUUCUAUAGCUCUAGCUGGCUAUAAGAGAUUAGUAAUUCUUUUGUAUAACGAAAUUAAUCAGCAAUUUAGAAGAAUCUAUGAUGCUGAGAUUUUAAAAAGUGUAAUAAGAAGCUUUAUAUUCUUUGACAGUUGUAAAUAUCUUGUCUGCGACGAUCAAGGCAACUGUAUGUUAAUGCGAAACAAAAUCAAAUGUUUUUUUGAUUUACCAAAAUCGAAAGAACCUUGGCUUACAGCAGGUCUCUUAUUACAUGGAGAGCAAAUUUUGUUGAUAAGCAAUAGACAAGGACAUGUGCUGUUGUAUAAAUACAACAAAGAAGAAAACAUUUAUAAUUUAAAGCAUAAUUUGAAAAAUAUACAUGGAAACUUAGGUGCUACUAAGCUUAUGCCAAUAUUCGUAAAUGAAUCAAAAGCCUUAGUGUGUAGCAGUGGACAUAAGAGCUGUUUAAAUAGAAUUUUGGUUGACUUUCAAAAGUACGCUAUGAAAUUAUGUACAAAAGAUAAUAUACCUGUGGCAUGGGUCGAUGAUGUUGUACAAAUUUUUAAACAUUCUCCCAUAUUACUAGGAUUUAAUGACAAUCAUUUCGUAGCAUGGUCCAAAAAUUAUGAUUUCCUUUUACAAAUACCAUGCGGUGGAGGACAUAGAUGCUGGGAUUAUGUCAUAUCUAAAACAGACGAAAAAUUUAUAACUUUGGCUUUCAUACAAAAUAAAGAAGUUGUCAUUUAUUAUCGUCGUCUCUAUAACGCAGCUUUGCUAUUAUCACCAACGGCCAAAAAAUGGCACACAAGUUCUUGCAACGUAGCAGAAAUAUACCAGCAAGGCGAUUUAAAUGUAAAUAUUGCCAUAACCGGAGGAGAAGAUAAUCUGAUAAAGAUUCAUAACAUUUGCGAAAAAGGUUUAAAGCAAAAGUUUGAAUUACAUAAUCAUAUUUCUAAUAUAAGAACCAUACGGGCGGUGGACGUAAAAGAUUAUGAAUUGUUUAUAUUUUCUGGUGGUGGCAGAGCUCAGCUGUCCAUAACUCGGGUAAACGUUCAAAAAAACCAUCGAGAGGAAUUAAUAAACUAUACUAUAAGAAAUUCGGAACAGAAUCGCAAACAAUUAACAAACAAUAAAUAUAACUAUGAACCGGAGACCCGUUUAAUGGCUUUGGACGUUUUAAAGAUUGAUGACUGUCAAUAUAAAAUUUAUAUAGGUUGUUCUGACGGCUAUGUAAGAUUAUUAUAUUUCAAAGCAUCAGAUACCCCUGAAAUACAACAAAUUUCCCAAUUAUUUUAUAAUAAAUGCAUAUUACAGCUGCAGGUAAUAAAAGAAGAAAAUUGUGUGAUCGUGGGAUGCACCGAAGGUAGCCUCAAAUUUUUUAAUACAGCUUUAAGUGAAUGCAUUUAUAAAAUAAAACAUCAUCAAAGCGGAAUUAACGCCUUAGCAGUUCACCAUAAUGCUGCAACGAGAUCAGUGAAAAUGUUAUCAGGCGGUGAUGAUCAGGCUGUAUGUUAUACUGAAUUGGGCUUUUCUGAUGACAAUCAAUGGAAAAUUCUAAACAAAUUUUCCCGAAGUAUUUGGCACACGGCUCAAGUUACAGCAGCCUGCAUACUAUCAAACGGUUUAUAUGGCAUAACUGGUAGUUUAGAUCAAAAUAUUUACAAAAUCAACUUAAAAAACGGCGAAAUAUUAGAAAGCUUUCAUUCUUGCAUUGCUGACAUAAAGGGUGUAUCUUGCUGGCAUUACAAAGCGAAAGACCAUUUUCUUAUUUAUGGUUGUGGUUAUCAAGUGUUUUGUUUCGACGAUUACUAUUUUAAAUAA